Messenger RNA from Staurois parvus, 278 nucleotides. NCBI's taxonomy places the organism in Eukaryota, Metazoa, Chordata, Amphibia, Anura, Ranidae. The record is from the annotation of a GenBank genome assembly.
GAUUGGAAUACCUGAAUCACAUGAUUGGGAGGGGAUUGGAACACCUGAAUCACAUGAUAUGGAGGGGAUUGGAAUACCUGAAUCACAUGAUUGGGAGGGGAUUGGAACACCUAAAUCACAUGAUUGGGAGGGGAUUGGAACACCUGAAUCACAUGAUUGGGAGGGGAUUGGAACACCUGAAUCACAUGAUAUGGAGGGGAUUGGAACACCUGAAUCACAUGAUAUGGAGGGGAUUGGAACACCUGAAUCACAUGAUAUGGAGGGGAUUGGAACACCUG